Messenger RNA from Carya illinoinensis, 1610 nucleotides. Its product is annotated as transcription factor MTB3-like. The record is from RefSeq and is a predicted model, not a curated record. Lineage: Eukaryota; Viridiplantae; Streptophyta; Magnoliopsida; Fagales; Juglandaceae. The transcript is spliced from 2 exons. Bases 1 to 936 code for a protein of 311 amino acids. Gene Ontology annotation, molecular function: DNA-binding transcription factor activity; protein dimerization activity; transcription cis-regulatory region binding. Gene Ontology annotation, biological process: regulation of DNA-templated transcription. Gene Ontology annotation, cellular component: nucleus.
AUGCAUAGAUGUGGGGAUGGCAGUUUGAAGGGAGUUGAGAGGACAAAGGGGGUGGAGAAGCUGGUGCUCCAGAAGCUUCACGCUUCAUUUGGUGGGUCGGAUGAGGAUAAUUUUGCAUCAAGUCUAGCGGGAGUGUUGGCUGUUGAGAUGUUUUACCUUACCUCAAUGUAUUUUACUUUUCGGUGUGAUUCAUCUAAUUGUGGACUCGGGGAGUUGUAUGCAUUUGGUAAAUCAAUUUGGGUUUCAGAUAUGCCUAGUUGUUUACAUCAUUAUCAACAGAGGUCAUUUCUAGCGAGGUUGGCUGGGUUCCAAACUGCGGUGUUUGUGCCUGUGAAAUAUGGAGUUGCGGAGCUUGGUUCGAUCAAAGCAGUUCCAGAAGAACAGAAUAUUGUGGACAUGGUUAAAACUACAUUUGGGGAAUCUAAUUCUGUACAGUCAAAGGUAUUUCCAAAGAUUUUUGGACAUGAACUUAGUCUAGGUGGUACAAAAUCACGCUCGGUCAAUAUUAAUUUUUCUCCUAAGGUUGAACACGACGUUGGUUUUAUUUCAAAAACCUUCAAAGUACAAGCAAUAGGUACCAAUCAUGUUUAUGGAAAUUCUUCUAAUGGAUGUCAAGGUGAUGAUAAUGAAGAAAAAGGGUUUCCACAGUUGAACCAGAUGGCUGUUGGGGCUUUUAAUCCCCAAAAUGUAGUUUCUAGUUUGGAGAUGUCGAGGGAUGAAUUAUCAUCUCAGCCUGAUGAGCGAAAACCCAGAAAGAGAGGGAGAAAGCCUGCCAAUGGGAGAGAAGAACCAUUGAAUCAUGUGGAAGCAGAGCGGCAGAGGCGUGAGAAGCUUAAUCAGAGAUUCUAUGCAUUAAGAGCGGUUGUCCCAAAUAUAUCAAAGAUGGACAAGGCCUCUUUGCUUGGUGAUGCUAUUACAUAUAUCACUGAUCUCUAGACGAAGAUCAAGGUUUUGGAAACUGAAAAGGAGCUGGGAAAAAAUAAGUAUAAAAAGCUCCCAGCACCAGAGUUUGAUUUUCAGGACAAACAAGAUGAUUCAGUUGUAACGAUAAGCUGCCCAUUGGAUGCUCACCCGAUUUCUGGAGUCAUCAAAGUGUUUAGGGAAAAACAGAUUGUAGCUGAAGAGACUAAUGUUUCAAUGGACAAUGACAAGGUUUUUCAUACGUUCUCCAUUUGAACUCAAGGUGGUUGUGCAGAACAGUUGAAGGAGGAGCUGAUGGCCGCCCUUUCCAAGUUAUUUAACCAGUAAGUUUGUGCUCAGGUGACUCAAUGCAUCUCCUUGAUGAAAAAUGGAAUCUGAUGUUGACAAAUUCAUUAUUCGUAAUCUAACUUCACAGACAGCUGAAUGAUCUUGUUCUGUAAAUAUAUGGAUAGAGUUUUUCAUCUUGUGAUCUGUCUUUUAAAUUGCAUUGAGGCCAUGAAUCGGGUAGGUUGUGGAUGUAGGCAGCAGUUUACUUUAAAAUGGUAAUUUUAAACUGAUUUUAUAGUUUAGCUAAAAGAUAGCAGCUAUAACAAAAUUUGGGCUAUAAAAGAGAUGCAUGAUGAGCCCAAAGCAUGCUCUUGUAGAAGUUUUGUUAAUUGUCCAAACUAUUUAUUUAUCUUCGUCUUCUA